Messenger RNA from Cebus imitator (Panamanian white-faced capuchin), 1681 nucleotides. It is a transcript of the gene PGLYRP3, whose product is annotated as peptidoglycan recognition protein 3. Gene Ontology annotation, molecular function: N-acetylmuramoyl-L-alanine amidase activity; zinc ion binding. The transcript is spliced from 9 exons. The record is from RefSeq and is a predicted model, not a curated record. Bases 348 to 1475 code for a protein of 375 amino acids. Gene Ontology annotation, biological process: peptidoglycan catabolic process. NCBI's taxonomy places the organism in Eukaryota, Metazoa, Chordata, Mammalia, Primates, Cebidae.
GGAGCUGGCUUGGAGCCUCAGCCCUUUGCCUUCCUCUUCUCUUUCAUCUUUUGUUAGGGAUCCUGGGCUCUCCUCUUUUCUCUGAGAAGUCAGAGUCUAAGUGUUCCAUUCCCAGGGAUGGAGUGCCCUUAGGGCCAGGGAGAGUGAAGGCCGGAGGAGGCACCAGCUGGAGAAGGAGGGCAGGGCCUGGAUGCCAAGUCUGGAAGGGAAGGAGCUGCUGGCCAAUCAGGAGUGAGCCGACUGCACCCUGACCUGCUGGGCUGGGACAGCACAGGACCCACAGGUGUCUGUGAGUUGAGUGGCCGCCGUCCACACUCUUGCAGUCACAGUCCUGGGACCACGUGGGGAUGCUGCUGUGGCUUCUUGCCUUCUCCAUUCUGGGUCUCCAGGCCUGGGGGGAUUUCCCACAGUUCUCCUGGAGUGAGACCGAAGCCAGAGGCUCGUCGCAGAGGUUUAUGGGCCUGUUUGGCAGCAUCCCGCAGCUCACUCACAAGAGCCGCAAUGAUACUCCCACCAUUAUCCCCCGCAAGGAAUGGGGGGCAAGACCGCUGGGCUGCAGUGCCUGGCUGACCCUGCCUGUGGCCUACGUCAUCACAGACCAGCUGCCCGGGAUGGAGUGCCAGGAGCAGAGCGUUUGCAGCCAGAUGCUGCGGGGGCUGCAGUCCCAUUCUGUCUACACUGCAGGCUGGUGCGAUGUGGCAUACAACUUCCUGGUUGGGGAUGAUGGCAGGGUGUACGAAGGUGUUGGCUGGAACAUCCAAGGCUUGCACACCCAGGGCUACAACAACAUCUCCCUGGGCAUCGCCUUCUUUGGCAGUAAGAGAGGCAGCAGUCCCAGCCCCGCUGCCUUCUCAGCCGCAGAGGGUCUGAUCUCCUAUGCCAUCCAGAAGGGUCACCUGUCACCCAGGUAUAUUCAGCCACUUCUUCUGAAAGAAGAGAUCUGCCUGGACCCUCAACAACCAGUGAUGCCCAGGAAAGUUUGUCCCAACAUCAUCAAAAGAUCUGCUUGGGAAGCCAGAGAGACACACUGCCCUAAAAUGAACCUCCCAGCCAAAUAUGUUAUCAUCAUCCACACUGCUGGCACAAGCUGCCCUGUGCCCACAGACUGCCAGACUGUCGUCCGAAAUACACAGUCCUUUCACAUGGACACACGGAACUUUUGUGACAUCGGCUAUCACUUCCUGGUGGGCCAGGAUGGCGGCGUGUAUGAAGGGGUUGGAUGGCACAUCCAAGGCUCCCACACUUACGGAUUCAACGAUAUUGCCCUAGGAAUUGCCUUCAUCGGCAACUUUGUAGAAAACCCUCCAAAUGCUGCAGCACUGGAGGCGGCCCAGGACCUGAUCCAGUGUGCCGUAGUCGAGGGGUACCUGACUCCCAACUACCUGCUGAUGGGCCACAGUGAUGUGGUCGACAUCCUGUCCCCUGGGAAGGCUUUGUACAACAUCAUCAGCACCUGGCCUCAUUUCAAGCACUGAAGGAGGCCCUGCUCCCUCCAAGACUGCCCUCCCUCCCCUGCUGGGCCUCUCCCAUCCUCACCAGCCACCCUGGCUCAGCACCUUGUGUUCCCCUCCCCUGCCAGCCCAUCCUGUCCCUCCUUUCUCAGGUUAGGAUAGUCACAUCCUAACCAGCAUCCUGCCAGCACCCUCCAGGAGCCCCAAGACCUUGCAGCUGCGCAUUCACA